AUGAUUUUUAAGGAGUUUUCUGGAGAACUUUUAUUGCCAGUGAAAUACGUUCGUUUAAAUCUGGAAGGUUCAUUGAAUCUCCAAAAACAAUUUCAGUUACAAAAACGUGAAACACAAUUGCACCAUACAGAAGAAUUAGAUGGUGCAACGGCGUAUAUUAAACAAAAAAUUCGACAAUAUGAUGGUACAGAAAUUAAAUCAAGAAUGGAACAUGUUCUACAACAAUGGCUCUUGGAAUCAAGACAAUUAUAUGGACAAUUCCCGGUCUAUCCAACAGAAGAAGAUAACGGGUCAACGACAUUGUUCCGGCAAAUGACAGUUCAAGAAGUACAAGAAAUUGUAGAUAAAGUAAGCAAAUAUUAGACUUAGAAUGUUGUCAAAGAUUACUAACUAGUGAUUUUACUGACAAUAUUUUUUGGUGAAAAGUCUUAUACGCUAUGAUUACGUUUAGAAUUUUAUUUUCUCUUUUAAAAAGCAAGUUAUAGCCAUAAAGAAUAAGAAACGAAAGAAAAAAGAGAUUAAAAAACAAAUUAUAAAAGCCAAAACAAAAGAAUUAAAACAGGUUAGAACCUAAAUAUUAUAUGGACCAUCAUGAUUAUCAGAAGUUGACUAUAUAUGUCGUUUGAAGGAAACGCAACUGUAUCAACUUCAACCAUCGAAAUUUGUUCCUAUAUUAAAUGAUCAGACAACAGUCUAUGAAGGUACGCUACUUUCAGAAUUUGCUAAAUAUACUUUAUUUGUUCAUGAAAUCCUUUUUUCUGAUACUCUUGUUUCGAAUAUUCCAGUGGUGAUCAACUCAAACAGACUGUGUCUGACAUAGCUGAUAAUAGUUUAGCUAUACAUAAAAUAUAAUGAACAAUUGAAAUGUGUGAUCUGAGAAGUAGAAAUGUAUACUGCUUGAGAAAUUCAAGGAUAACGAGUCUAGCUUACUCGAAACUGUAAGAGUAAUGACUGCCAUAUUUUGAGGCAUCUUUUACUCCAACACGAAAUGUUUACAGUAAAUUCCUAGUUUUGCACAUUUUACAUGAACAUGUGAAAAAAAUCCUGUUGGUGCAUCUCAAAAUAGCUAGUCGGUCCUCAAAUAAGUAGGUAAGAAACGUGUUUGGCAAUGCUUUCUAAAAAUUGUUAUCUUCGUACAGUUGUUGUUAACGACUAACUAAAUACUUUAACUUCAGAAAUCAUCUAUUUUACUCUUAACAGACGUAUAUAGCUGUUAAAUAAUUAUCAGAGAAUAUGGGGAAAAGUAUGAAAAGACAACGGAGUUUGGACUGAAUGGAGAACGGAGUGCGAAUUAUUAAAUUUUUACACGGUUUAGAGAACGGGACUGAAAAGUGAACGGUUUUCGAAUUUUUUUGCAGAAAACUGAAAAGAAAACGCCAUUGAAAGAUAAUUUUUCACUGUAUGUGUAGAGUUCUAAAGUAGAAUUUCUCAUACGCACGCUUCUUCAUAUUUACUCAUCGAUAUGUAAACAGUAAAAGAACCAUAUUCUAAACAAAAUGAUGCGCAGACACUAGCUACCACUGCGAAUUUGUAAUACGGAAACUGAACUUAAUGAAUUAAUAUCAGAAAAUAAAGUAUCUAGAUUUCGAAGUGAAUCAAGUACCAAUGGUAACAAAUAUACACUAAAAUGGUCUCAAGAUGUUAUCAAAUAUGCAACUCCAAUUCCAUGGAAUAUUUUUACAAUGGCUGUUCCUACAUCACAUCCGUUGGCCCCCCUUCCCUCAGA
Molecule: messenger RNA, 1726 nt
Organism: Didymodactylos carnosus
Lineage: Eukaryota; Metazoa; Rotifera; Eurotatoria; Philodinida; Philodinidae
Source: the annotation of a GenBank genome assembly